CCUCCCUCCUCUCUGCCUUUCUGCCUGGCUUUCCUUGCAGCAGUUCCAGGCUAGAGGUCUCCACCGAGCGGCGCGGCUGGGAGCGCGCUCUUCUUCUCUUUUGUGCAUCGCCCAGCCAAGUGGGAGCCCUGGCUGGCCCCCGCUUUUUGGCUCAUCMCAAAGACAGCUCCCCCUUUUUCAUUAUUCCCUUUCCUCCCAGGAAAGCAAGGCUGAGGAUUCUAAGGGGGGGGGGGGAACCCGGCGGGAUYGUUCGGGCCACGUUUCUGGCCUCCUCUUUUUUUCCUCUUGCAAGAGGAAGCAGGGAGGGGAUGCCAAAGAAGGAGGAGGAGGAGGAGAGAGCCGGGUGCCACCGCAACAGCAGCAGCCCUGAUCAUCAUCAUCAUCCCAAGGAGACAUCUGCAAAGCCUUUGUGCCAGCCUCCGCUCUGCCCAGGCUUAAAGACGGCCUCCUAGGUUACUACUGCCUUGCACCAGGUCUGGGAAGGCAUCACCCUGCCUUUCUCUCUCGAUUCUCUUUCUCUCCCUUCUGCAGUCUGUCUCUUGGAGAGAGAGAGAGAGAGAACUCAGCCUCUCUUGGGUCUUUGCUGCUUUGUGGCUUGGAUGCAGGAGGAGCAGAACUGAUGCUGAACGCAGACAGGAUGGAAGAGUUUCAAAGCGAGGAAGAGGAGCCUUGGUACGACCAGCAGGACCUGGAGCAAGACUUGCACUUAGCAGCUGAACUGGGGAAGACGUUGCUAGAACGCAACAAAGAACUGGAGGAUUCCCUACAGCAAAUGUAUGCAACCAAUGAGGAGCAAGUGCAAGAGAUCGAGUAUUUGACAAAACAGUUGGAAAUGUUACGGCAUAUGAAUGAACAGCAUGCUAAAGUCUAUGAGCAGUUGGAUAUGACAGCACGGGACCUUGAACUGGCCAACCAGAAGCUGGUGCUAGACAGUAAAGCAUCUCAUCAGAAGAUACAAUGUCUGACAGAAACCAUAGAAGGACUGCAGAACCAAGUAGAUGAACUGCAGAAGCAAGUAGAAGAGUUGCAAAGCUUAGAUCAGCUGCGUAUCCGCCGAGAGAAGCGAGAGAGACGCCGAACCAUCCAUACUUUUCCUUGUCUCAAGGAACUGUGCUCAAGUCCCAGAUACGAAGAUGCCUUCCAGAUUCACAGCUCCUCAAUGGAGUUCAGUCAGAUGCCCUUGGAGCGUGAGAAUGAGCGAUUACAAGCAAUGGUGACUUCCCUCAGGUCCCAGGUCAACCAGGAGAAACAGAGAAAGGAGCGGGUGGAGAAAGAGUACACAUCCGUCAUCCAGGAGUACUCAGACCUUGAGCAGCGAGUAUGUGAGAUGGAGAGCUGCAAGCUGCGCAUCAAAGAGCUGGAAACUGAGUUGUUGGAACUUCAGCAGAUGAAACAAGUCAAGAAGUAUCUCCUCAGCAGAGAGGACAACCUGUCAGAAGCACUUCUUGAACCAUUAAACAAUGCCCCAGAAGCAGACUACAUUGAUCUGUCUGAGGAAGAAGGAGGUAAAAUCCACAACUCGUCCAUGACAGCCUCCCCAAACCAUCCUGUACGGAAAAGCUGUAGUGACACAGCGUUAAAUGCCAUUGUGACCAAGGAUGCUGUGAGCAGACAUGAAGGCAACUACACACUCCAUGCUAAUAAUGUGCGCAAGAGGGGGAUGUCAAUCCUUAGGGAAGUGGAUGAACAGUAUCAUGCCCUGCUGGAGAAGUAUGAGGAGCUCCUCAGCAAGUGCCGACAGCACAAGGACAGCGUGCGCCAUGCUGGUGUCCAGACCUCCCGCCCCAUCUCUCGGGACAGCUCCUUUAGAGACUUCAGGGGAGACGGCUUUGAGCUAGAUGAGCUCAAGACAAUGGAGAAGAGCCUUAGCAAACACGUGGAGGCUGUGGACAAGAGAUUAGAGCAGAGUCAACCAGAAUACAAGGCCCUCUUUAAAGAGAUCUUCUCCCGAAUCCAAAAGACAAAAGCAGACAUCAAUGCCACCAAGGUGAAAAAGAAGACCAGCAAGUGAAUCCUACCCAUGCAGCAUCAAGCUCUUCUCUUAUAUACCCCAGAACACAUUGCAUGGCCUUCCUCCAAGAUCCGGGAAGCUUCUUGUGUUGAUGUAUUGCACAAAAAAUAAGCCUUUUGCAAUGUAACAGCAGAGAAAAGAGCCCAGGUCACAAGUAAAAAAAAAACAAAAAACAAGGAGUCUUGGAGCGCCUUAAGGAACAGCACAUUUUAAUAGUGCAUGCUCUUCUGUGGACUACAAGCCACUUAUUCUACAAAAACCUGUGCAAUAAUAAAAUGUGUGCUUCUUUGAGGUGCCACAAAACUCUUUGUGUUUUUGCUGCAACAGAUAAACACAGCCAUCCUAGAGCACUCCAAGCUGCCUAAGCCGCUGAAUGUGCUGCAAAAGCAAGAUGUUGUUGUAGUUGGUAUCCAAGAUUUUACAAGGAAUCCUUCCCUUUCACUACAGCUGCCACAAGUUAUAAAUAGGAGUACUUAGACCAAUAACCCACACCUUCAUUCUCUUCUACAGCCAAUGUUUGCUAUUCUGCAGGCAACACAGAAUCAAACAUACUAGGCCCUGGAAUGUCCUGGACAUAAGAAAAAGAAAAAAAUCACUUUCCAGAGGCAACUUUUGUUUAUGCUGUUUUUCUAUUUUCUUUCUGUAUUUUUUUCUUCCUAUGAAGAACCCAUGUGGUACAUCAGCAAGACUUCUAAAUGAACUGCUCUCGUUCAUGAAAGAGAGUAUGUUUUUCCUGUUGAAGCCAUUCUCCUAUUGGUCAGGUUUUUUCAAUAUUUACAAUGCAAGUUUAUUGCAACUGGAAAAAACUUGAAGAGAAAUGUCAAACUGAUUUGUUCUGCUUGUGGAACACGGGGAGCAUAGCAUUUACAUUUCCUUCAGUAUUUUAGUUCUGUGAGCAAUUUUUCAUCACUUUACUCAUAUAACCCUAACUUGCAUAAAAGCCAAACAAGAAGUGCUAUUACUGGCUUGGAAAGACACCCCCAUCUUCAUUUGGGUGUUGGUUUUCCAUGCCUUGCAGUUCACAUGAUUAUUUCUUAAUUAUCUUUUUGUGUCUGGUUCUGAUUUGCAUGGACUUACAAAAACUAAUAGUGAUAACUCAUGCAAGUAGGAGCAAAACAGCAAAUCCGGUUGUUACCACUGAUCCUGUUGUUUAUCAUACUGUUCCACAUACUCACUUGUUAGUUAAUCAGUCCUCCUCCCCUCAUUAUCAAACUGCCUUUUCUAAAGGCUCUCUGUGCAACACAUAUAUACAGCUUGCAUACAUGUAGCACAUACCUAUACACAAAAAGCCUCUCUCCAGUCUCAGGAAUCAUCAGUAGCCAUUUCACAAAACUACAAAAUGGGGCUCCUUGCAACAGAUAUUAUUACAUGGAAUUUAGUUAAGGUCACUUCCAGAUACAGAGAUAAAGCAGUAUUAUAUUUCACUAGGAUUAGGGUACAUAUAUCAGAAUUCCCACUUGUGUGGGAACAAUAGUAGCAAUGAUUAUUUACUUACCAAGCAGUAUUAUACUUGAAGAAAUUUUGAACUUGUUUCUUGUUUUAGUUGUACCUGAAUAAAACCCAAAUUGUCUGUGUGUGUGUGGGGAGGGGAUGCUUUGGAAUUAUGCUAGUGUAAAUGAGACUUCAGUCUGCCAUGUAUUCUUUUCAGUACAUGACCUUCAUGUUCUCUCAUUUCAGACAGGGUUCAGUCUGAGUGUGGUCUUCAAACUCCAUUCUUUGGAAUAGUCAGUAGUAACAUCAAGCUAUUCUUGCUUGAGGAUAACUCUCACCACAGCAGCUAUUACCAUUUAUGGCUCUUGGUUGUGUUUUUACAUGUCAUUAUUCUAAAUGUGGUUUUGACAUACAGGGUAAGAAGGCAAUCAUGUGGGAAAUCACUAUACUAUUUAGUACAAACCGAAUGAGCAUUUCCACUCCUCCACCACCAAAGUGUCAUCUCAUUGUGUGCUUGCUAUGUUCUUGCCAUGGGAAUUUUUGGGGGUCCUUGUGUUCAGCCAGUUGAAGUUGUUUUUGUAAUAAUGUGAAAGUACUUUUGAGUUAACUUGCCCUGGGGACUCCUGUCUUGAAUAGAUUCUUGUUCUACUACUUAAUGCCAAAACUUCUUUUGUACCCUUGGCCCCACUUUGAAGUAUUGGGAGCCAUACACAUAAUUGUGGCUACCAUUUUGGUAACCAUACAACAGACCUUCAUGCCUUACAGUGAAAUCAAUAUUCUGUAAAAUAAUAAUAAUAAUAAUAACAACAAAGGAAGUUGGUUUUCUCAGAGCAUUGAACUUGCUCUGUGUUGCUGUUGUUAUAGCUGCUGGUGUAUUCAUUAAUUUUCUUUUACUACCUUUUUAACUAAGGGACUUCGGAACCAGUGUUUGCUCUAGAGCCAUCUGUUUAUUGCAUCAGUAUUUGGGGUUGGGUGCGGGCCAUUGCUUUCAUCCUUGGUUUUAAGCAGUGUUCAGGUGCAAACCAGCAUCCCAGUUUAAGUGUAGGAUACUUAAAAAUAAUAUAUUUAAAAUGCUUUAUUCUCUUCUUAAAUAAAAAAAGAAACACCAGUAUUCUGAACACUGAAA
Anolis sagrei ordinatus is the source of this 4568-nucleotide messenger RNA. It is a transcript of the gene CDR2L, whose product is annotated as cerebellar degeneration related protein 2 like. The record is from RefSeq and is a predicted model, not a curated record. NCBI's taxonomy places the organism in Eukaryota, Metazoa, Chordata, Lepidosauria, Squamata, Anolidae.